GGGAUGCCAGGCUCGGAGCGAGCCGGGAGCAAGGUGGAUGGAGGAGGCAGCGGCGGUUUGGGGUCCCUUCAGCCCGGCUCCAGCGGUGGCGGCGGAGGCGGUGGCGGCAGCGGCAGAGAGAGGCGCAAAGCGGCGUCCCGACACAAGAGACACCGAGCCAAGCACAGCCGGGACUCGCCUGGAGUUGCCCAGGUCCCACUCGCUAAGGUCAAGUCCCUGGUGGAGUAUGACGACAUCAGCUCGGACUCGGACUCUUUCCCCGAGGUCAACUUCAAGCCGGAGCGCCGGGACAAGGAGGAGCGGACCAGCUCGGAGAAAGCGCUCAGAGCCCACAAGCAUCACCACCACCUGCACAAGAGGGGCAAGGAGCACCGCAGGUCCAAAGAGACGGAGAGGGUCAAAGACCGAGGCAGGAAGCCGGAGAAAGGGCCCGAGUCGUCCGGUAAGUCGAGCACCAGCAGGGAAAGGACUUCGAAGAGGCAGAGCGCGGAGGACGAGGAUUGUGGGAGGCGAGAGCACGGUUCACCGGCUCCGGCCACCAAACGCGGCGGCAAAGAGGCCAAGUCCGGCAAGUCCUCGUACAAGGAACGGGCCAAGAGGGAGAAGGAGGAGCGAGCGGCUCAGAGGGAGCGGCCAAAGAGUCAGAAGAAAAGCAAAGAGACGCCUCGUGGCUAUAGGACGUCGUCCAGUCCCCCCAAGAAGAAAGCUGGGAGCCCGCGACGCAAACGCUCAUCCAGCCCGAACCGGGAGGACAGCCCGUAUGGGACGUUGUACAGCAAGGGCUACGAGGGCAGCCCCGUGUACCGCUCUCGGACUUCGGGCGGUUACGAGGCAUCGUACAGGCGGAGUCCCGGCGGCUCGAGCCGGAAGCAGUCUGCCAGCCCCCCCACGUACUACAGCUCCCGGGAACCGGCUGCGUACCAGAGCAGUUACAGCGGACGCUCUCCCAGCCCUUACAGCAGACGGCAAAGGUCUUCCAGCCCCUACAGCCGCCAGCGAUCCCCCAGCUACGACCGUCACAGCAGCUCCUACGAUUACAGCGGGAGGUCACCCAGCCCAUAUGGUCGGAGGCGGUCGGUCAGCCCCUAUGGAGCCAGAAGAUCGUUCAGCCAGAGCCCAGGACCCAGGAGGUCGGCAAAGUCACGGAGCCGGAGCCCACUGUACUCCAGACAUUCAAGAUCGCACAGCAAACACCGGCAGUCCCGAUCCCGGAGCCGGCACUCCAGCAUCUCGCCCGGCAGACUGACCCUCAAGUCUAGCCUGGGAGCCGAGCUGAACAAAACGAAGAAGGCUCGAGCUGCGGUGGCUGCCAAGGCAACCGGGAAACACUUGAAAGAGCCGAAGGCGUCCACUGUGUCAAAAAAGCCCCUUCACCCCCACGGGGCAGGUCCCAGCAACGCAGGCUGUGGUCCAACCCUGAAAGAUACCAAGAGAUUGACCAGAACAGUUAGGUUGGAAAAGUCCGCUUCCCCCUCAGGGAUCCCGAACUCCUUAUCGCUGAGGAAGGAAGUCGCUGCUCUUGAGGAGACUCCUGCGGAUCCCAGAGUCAGGGUCGAUCUGAGCGAGGAUAGAAUCAGCCUCUCGCCCCUACCCUCAGCCCCCAGAGAACCCAAAUCACUGAAAAGUGAAUCAGGAACCCCGAAGGACAAGAGUCUGAAUGUGCCUCCGUUACCCAACGAAAUCCAGACCGAGAAACCUCCGCUCCCGCCGUCCUCCUCCUCCCUGCCCCCGUUACCGCCGGCCUCGCCCCCAAAACUGCUGCCCCCGGCUCCGGUCCACCCGCCUCCUCCUUUGCCACCACCGACUCUGACCCUAUCCCACCCUCCACCGGAGAGCUUGGCCGAACCCCCUCCGUCAGCUAUCCUACCGCAAGCACCAGUGCCACUGUUAUUACCGUUGCCGCCAGUGCUGGCGUCUGUAUCGGCCCCGGUUUCAGCACAACCACCACCACCAUCAAACAUCUCACAACCACCGCCCAGGAUUACUAUAUCGGCCACGGUUCUCCCGAUGCCACCAAUGCUGAACUCCGUCAUGUCCUUACUGACCUCAACACUGCCGCCCUUACCGCUCCCACCACUGCUGCCGGGAGAGGAUGACAUAGAAAGUCCAAAAGAAAUCCAUCAUCCAAAGCCCACGAAGAAAGAGAGAGACCAAAGGCCCCGGCAUCUACUGGCAGAUCUCCCUCUCCCUCCAGAACUCCCUGGUACAGACCCCUCGCCGCCUGAUUCUCCAGAGCAGAAAUCUCCAUCUCCACCACAACCUGUCCUCAAGAAAAGGCCAAAAAUAUGCUGCCCUCGCUAUGGUGAGAAGAAGGAGACUGAGAGUGACUGGGGCAAGCGGUGCGUGGAUAAGUUUGACAUCAUUGGAAUAAUUGGAGAGGGGACAUACGGACAGGUUUACAAAGCCAAGGAUAAGGACACAGGUGAGAUGGUCGCUCUCAAGAAAGUACGACUGGACAACGAGAAGGAAGGAUUUCCCAUCACGGCCAUUCGUGAAAUCAAAAUCCUUCGCCAGCUCAAUCACACCAGCGUGGUCAACAUGAAGGAAAUCGUCACAGACAAGCAAGAUGCGCUGGACUUCAAGAAAGAUAAAGGAGCUUUUUACCUAGUCUUCGAGUACAUGGACCAUGACCUGAUGGGGCUGCUGGAGUCGGGCCUUGUGCACUUCACCGAGGAUCACAUCAAAUCCUUCAUGAAGCAGCUAAUGGAUGGGCUGGAUUACUGCCACCGCAAGAACUUCCUGCACAGAGACAUCAAGUGCUCCAACAUCCUGCUCAACAACAGCGGGCGGAUUAAACUGGCAGAUUUCGGACUGGCGAGAUUAUACAAUUCAGAGGAGAGCCGCCCGUAUACCAAUAAAGUUAUUACGCUGUGGUACCGGCCCCCGGAGCUGCUCUUGGGCGAGGAACGAUACUCUCCAGCUAUAGACGUCUGGAGCUGCGGGUGCAUCUUGGGAGAGCUGUUCACCAAAAAACCCAUCUUUCAGGCAAAUCAGGAAUUGGCACAACUGGAACUUAUCAGCCGGUUGUGUGGCAGCCCGUGCCCUGCGGCCUGGCCCGAUGUCAUCAAGCUGCCGUAUUUCCAUACAAUGAAACCCAAGAAACAGUACAGGAGGCGUCUGCGGGAGGAGUUUGCCUUCAUUCCUUCGCCGGCGCUGGAGUUGUUGGAUCACAUGUUGACUUUGGACCCAAGCAAGCGAUGCACUGCGGAGCAAGCCCUGCACAGCCACUUCCUCAGCCAUGUAGACCCCGCCAAGAUGCCACCUCCUGACCUCCCGCAUUGGCAGGAUUGUCACGAGCUGUGGAGUAAAAAGCGGCGACGACAGAAGCAGGCGGGAACUGAUGACCCGCCUGUACAGAAGGCGUCCCGCAAGGACACUGUGAUCAGCACCGAUGACAGCAGGAGCAGCACACCACAGGCCGUGCAGCCAGUCCAGAGCAAAGCCCAGCCCAGCACCGCUGAUGUCAGAGGUAUCAGGGAUGCGGCUCAGCAGCUAAAUCAGAACGAGUUGGCGGUGCUGCUGAACCUGCUGCAAACGCAGACCAACCUCAGCCUGACACAGCUGGCACAGGCCCUGAACGUCAGUGCCAACCCAGAGACACAGCAGCAGUGGAACGUCCUCAGUCAAUCGCUCGUAGCCCUGGCCGAGGCCACCAGUCAGCAACAGCAGGAGGCACAGCACCCGACAGCUAGUCAGCCCCCGCCCCCACCUGCCCCGGCCCCCACCCAGCCCCCGCCCUCGGCCCCAACCACGCCUGUGCCCACCCUGCCAGCUGCACUUCCCCCAGCACCUCCCCCGCCUCCACCCACCCUGGCACCUCUCCCUCACGUCCUGGCCACCCUCCCUCAAUCCACGGGUACACACAAGUCUCAGACUGGGUCGGAGGUGGCCGACCCCUCCCAAUCCGACGCCCAGAACCUGCUGACCAUCUUGCUGAGUCAGCUGAUCAAAGCUCAGGAGCCCACCGCUGCUCCUGAAGAAAGUAAUGGCCUGAAGGCGAGCGACGGACUGCAGAGCAUCACUGCCCCGCCCGAUACCACAGAUGGAGUUUCCGUUAGCAAACCCGACACAAAGGCACCUCCUACCACACUGAACCAGGCUCGCAUUCUUCCUCCUGACCAGCGGCCACCAGAGCCACCUGGACCACCCCCUCUGUUGGCAGACAGUGACUGUCGCGGGGGCAGUAUACAAGCCAGUCCCUCUACCAAAGACCCCAAUGCAGGGGUCAAAGCUGCUCUCCUGCAGUUACUCAGUAAGGAGGAAGUCCAGGAGCACGAGAGACCUGCCCGGGCAUCAGAGUACAGCUCACAUCCACCCAACAGCUACAGUGCCGAUGGUUACAGGAAUAAUCUCAGCGCGAGCGAGAGGAGGGACACUGAGGCCUCUGGUCUCGCGCUGCUGGACACGAAGUCUGUGAUGUGCGGCGCUACCUCGCAGUCGCGGACAGUGUCGGGCACGAGGAGCGAGUUUGCGGAGGCCGGCACAUACCAGGACAUGAGCACAAUGCAGUUUACAGCCGAUCAGGACCACCGUUUCAGCUUCGGCAGAGUUACGCUGCCAUCUCUGGUGACCGGGGCAGGACUCGCAGGAAACCCAGAGGGCAGCAACAGCGCGAUGUCUGUGGGCUCAGCGGACGGCAAGUCGCAGAAUUACAGCUACGCUGGUCCUGUGCUGGGGCCCGGCAGCAUGGCAGGACACAGCUGGAGCGCAACGACGCGCGGCUCGAGCUACACCAGGGCACACGGUAGAAUGCCCAACAGAGGUGGCAGAGGGAGAGGCGUCCCUUACUGACCCUAGUGGCUUCUUACUACAUUGUCUUUGGAGAACGAGCUGUGAUUAUCUUUGGCAGGGCUGAGAAAUCCAAUGGCCACACACACCUCCAUUGCUGGCCAUAUGGGUACUGCUGACUGACAGGAGGGGCUGUUUGAUGUGUGGGGACUGCCUGUGACAUCUGACCUCCCCUCCCUCCCUCUGCCCAC
Molecule: messenger RNA, 4979 nt
Organism: Callorhinchus milii (elephant shark)
Lineage: Eukaryota; Metazoa; Chordata; Chondrichthyes; Chimaeriformes; Callorhinchidae
Gene: cdk12
Product: cyclin-dependent kinase 12
Exons: 14
Coding region: 4-4791 (1595 amino acids)
Biological process (GO): positive regulation of transcription elongation by RNA polymerase II; transcription elongation by RNA polymerase II; protein phosphorylation
Cellular component (GO): nucleus; cyclin/CDK positive transcription elongation factor complex
Molecular function (GO): cyclin-dependent protein serine/threonine kinase activity; ATP binding; RNA polymerase II CTD heptapeptide repeat kinase activity
Source: RefSeq, a predicted model, not a curated record